UAACACGUUUUGGGCUUUUUGUUGUGGAUAAAAACUAUAAAAAACAAAAAAUGAGAAAUCUUAAGUUGCUCCGCAGCCUGUGUGUGGACAGCUUCCGAGGUCUUCGAGGCAAAUCAAAGUGUAUAAGUGUGGACUAUGACACUGGAAAUAUCUUCUGUGCCAACGAGUCGUGCUUGGGUGGCUUUGAUCCAAAUACAGGAGAAACCGUUGCGUCUGUGUCAUUGGUUGAGGAAGGAUACAUUACCUAUGAUGAUGGGAAAUUCAGCACAGAAAUUGUGGCUAUUCAGCAUCUUCCCGACCAAUUCUCCCUUUGUGUUGCUUUGAGAAGUGGAGAUGUUCUCCUGUGGAAUGUUGCAUCGCAGGAAGUGGAAUGUGUUGGGAGUGUUGAAAGUGGUCUUCUGGCAAUGUCAUGGAGUCCAGACCAGGAAGUUGUCGUCCUUGUGACUGGCCAAAAUACUAUAAUUAUGAUGAACAGAGAAUUUGAUCCUAUAACAGAGGUGAAUCUACAUCCAGAAGAGUUUGGAGAAGCACAAUUUGUGACGGUUGGCUGGGGUAAAAAGGAGACCCAAUUUCAUGGUACUGAAGGGAAAGAGGCGGCCAAGAAGAAGAAAGAGGCUGUGAGCCUAGCGCUGCCAUGGGAUGAUGGGCUACCUCGUAUCAGCUGGCGGGGCGAUGGACAGUAUUUCGUGAUCAGUACUAUUAACCCGGAGGAUGGCGCCAGACAAUUGAGGGUGUGGACCAGGGAGUGUGUGCUUCAUUCAACCAGUGAGAAGACGGAUAGUUUGGAGCAAGCAAUGGAUUGGAAGCCUUCUGGAAGUCUAAUCGCCACAUCUCAGAGGAAGCCAAAUAAGCACGUGAUUGCAUUCUUUGAGAGGAAUGGUCUUCAGCAUGGGGAAUUCACUCUUCCAUUUCACAAAGAUGAAGUGAGGGUAAGAGAGCUGUACUGGAAUAAGGAGUCAACUGUGCUGCUAGUUUGGUGUGAGGAUUUACUGAAAGAUGAUGAUACUAAGACCCCCAAGUCUUAUGUACAAUUGUGGACCUGUGGUAAUUACCACUGGUACCUGAAGCAGAAUCUAGUGUUCAGUGAGGCAGACAUGCAAGUUUCCUGCAUCCAGUGGGACCCAGACCAUACAUAUGACCUGCAUGUGGUGUGUACCAAAGGUCGAUAUCUGCAGUAUAACUGGACUUUAACUACGGACUCUAGCCAUGGGAGGACUGCUGCUGAUUUAGCAACUGUUGCUGUUGUGGAUGGAGACAAACUGUUGUUGACCCCAUUCAGGAAGGCUGUGGUGCCGCCGCCAAUGUGUGCAGUAGAAUGGCAGUUACCGACAGCAGUAGAUGAGGUUGCAUUUGCCUCCGUCGGUAAUACUAACAGAUUGGCUGCCAUAUUGAAUGAUGGAAGGAUGGCAUUUUAUGAAAUGACAGGGUCGAAAAGUGUGCAACAGGAGUAUAGUUGUGAAGAUAAAGACAUCUUCUGUAUUCAAUCUACAAGCAGAUAUCCCCUGAUGUACAACCACUUCACCUGGGUCGGCGAGGACACCUUCAUAUUUGUGGGGCAAAAAAGUCCAUUUGAUUUUACGUCCGUGAUCUAUCGAGGACAGAUCGACAAAAGUUCUCAGAGUCAAGCUGUGAUGAAAAGAGCUGUCGCCGACGUGGAAGGGUUUGUGUACGGAAUCUGUUUGUGUCCAGAAACCGGAAACAUCCUUGUCCAGCUAAAAGACGGCAUCCUCUUGAAGUAUGAAUACGAUGAAGAGGAAGAAGAAGCUCAGGUUUUGCCGUGGCAGACGUCAUCUGGUCUGGAGAUUGGAUUACCACAGACGUGUAAUCACAUCGCCGUGUGCACAAUUGGAGACGAGGAAGUGGUGCUUGGCCUGACAGAGCGGUACAGAUUCUACGUGAAUGGCAUGGAGGUGGCAUCCAACUGUACAUCAUUCGCUGUGCACGAUGAAUUCCUCUUGUUGGCAACGCAUGCCCAUACAUGUCGCUGUAUUCACAGGACUACAAAAGUCAGAGAUUUACCCACUUUGUCCGAUGGCAAGGAGCAUCCAUAUGAUGAGAGUAUUAGGCGAGUGGAGAGGGGAUCAAGGAUUGUCUGCAUUGUCCCUGAGGACACUAAGCUAGUCCUACAGAUGCCUCGUGGCAACCUAGAGACGAUUCAUCCCAGGGCGUUGGUGCUUGCUACAGUACGGAAAUAUUUAGACAGACUGCAGUUCAAGGAGGCGUUCACUUUGAUGAAGAAGCACCGCAUCAACAUGAACCUCAUAUAUGACCACAACCCACAAGUCUUCCUCGAAAAUACAUCUCUCUUCAUCGAACAAGUUGAUGCAGUGAAUAAUAUCAACCUGUUCCUCACAGGUCUGCAGGAAGAUGAUGUGACCAAUACCAUGUACACUUGGGCUUAUAAGGAAGAUGAACUGGUGCGCAAGAAGAAUGCUGGAGGGAAAGUGGAUAAGAUAUGUGAUACUGUCCGGGAGACGCUGGUGACCAUAGACAAGGACAAGUUCCUGCUCUCAAUACUAACUGCCCACGUGAAGAAGACUGAGCCAGAGAUGGACAGAGCUUUACAGAGAAUAAAGGAUCUUAGAGAUUCUGGUGGUCGUAAUGUUAAGGGAGUGACAGCUGAUGAGGCCAUUCGUUAUCUCUUGUACCUGGUAGAUGUCAAUGAACUCUAUGAUGUUGCGCUGGGAACGUAUGAUUUUGAACUUGUGCUGAUGGUGGCAGAGAAAUCGCAAAAGGAUCCAAAAGAGUACCUUCCAUUCCUUAAUGAACUGAGGGCACUCGAGCCUGAUUACCAACACUAUGUUAUUGAUAAACACUUGAAGAGGUAUAGCAAGGCUUUGAGGGACAUUGCAAAAUGUGGCAAGGCUCAAUUCUCUGAAUGUCUCGAACUUGUACAGGAGCACAAACUCUAUUCUGAAGCAUUAGGUCUCUACCCACUGGAAUCUCAAGAAUACAAGGACAUUGCAGUGGUGUAUGGUGAACACCUUUCGGGUAGUCACCACUAUGACGAGGCUGGCCUCGUGUUCUGGAAGGCAGAGGAAUGGGAGUGUGCACUUGAAGCGUUUAAGAAAAACAAGAGCUGGAGGCAGUGUUUCUGCAUGGCUAUGAGGAUGAAUUACGGACCGGAGAAGAUGAGUGAAUUGGCAAGGAAUCUAGCUGACACAUUGAAAGGUUCUCACAGACACAUUGAAGCUGCUUGCAUCCUUGAGGACUACGCUAAGGAUCCUGAAGAAUCCAUUGUGACUCUCAUUGAAGGUUGCUGCUGGGAGGAGGCCCUGAGAUUGAUACACAAACACAAUCGUCUGGACUUUAUAGAAAGUGACUUGAAGGCAGCUCUUGUGGAGAGUUGCGAGUCUUACGAGCAGUUACUGUCAGGAUUAGAAACAGAUUUUGACAAAUACAGGGCGAGGCUUGCAGUUGUUAGAGCACAAAAGGAGAGGGAGAGGUUGGAAAUACUAGAAGGAGGAGGCAAUUUCAAUGAUGCUGAUGCAGACUUGUUCUCGGACAUCAGCAGUGCAACUGGGCAGAGUGUCAGCUCAUUCAGGAGUAGCAGUCAGGGAUCGACCUAUUCUAGGUCAUCUGGGCGAUCUUCGAAGAACCGACGGAAGGCAGCGGCAAAGAAAUGGAGUCUGAAAGAGGGCAGCAACUAUGAGGACCUAGCUCUUAUCGAUGCUUUGGCUAAAUGUAUCAACAAAGUAGAGCAAACAAAGGAUGAGGUCGGCUCUCUCCUGAAGACCCUAGUUCUGUUUGACUACAACAACGAGGCCAAAGCACUGCAAACUAACCUGAUGACCAUCGCAAAGACAAUGGCACAGGCUUUACCUGAGAUAUGGGUGCCAGAGGAUGAGGAGGAAAUGGAAAUUGGGCCGCACUCGACAGCCAAUUCUCUGGCCACGGCUGCACAGCAGGGAAAACAAGUUAUACGGUCACAACUUGAGAAAGAUCCGGUUUUGAAGAUUGCGCCAGUGAUAAAGAAAGAUAAAGGAUGGACCAUGCAGUCUCUUUCUGGGAAUGGUUGACGUGUUUGAGGACCACUUGUGAAGGAAAUGGUGGAUUUGUUAAAAAACAAGAAGAGGAUUUCACACCAAUCCAGAAUUGGUCAUACAAUGUGCUCAGUGGUGAAAUUAAACUGUGUUUGGUGACCCUUGAAGUGAAAACUUCAAUGGCAUGGUGCUCCUCCCUGAAAAUGCGGUUGAUAUUCUGUCUAUGAAUAAAAAUAAAA
Messenger RNA from Lineus longissimus, 4222 nucleotides. Its product is annotated as putative elongator complex protein 1. NCBI's taxonomy places the organism in Eukaryota, Metazoa, Nemertea, Pilidiophora, Heteronemertea, Lineidae. The transcript has 28 exons. Gene Ontology annotation, biological process: tRNA wobble base 5-methoxycarbonylmethyl-2-thiouridinylation. Gene Ontology annotation, molecular function: protein binding; tRNA binding. The coding region runs from base 51 to 4019 and encodes 1322 amino acids. Gene Ontology annotation, cellular component: cytosol; elongator holoenzyme complex. The record is from RefSeq and is a predicted model, not a curated record.